Messenger RNA from Danaus chrysippus (African queen), 1416 nucleotides. Lineage: Eukaryota; Metazoa; Arthropoda; Insecta; Lepidoptera; Nymphalidae. The record is from the annotation of a GenBank genome assembly.
AUGGGUAAUUGCUGGGGUCUGUUCCGUAGACGCAAUAUGCGUCGUCAUAUUGUUUUAAUAUUAAUAGGAUUGGACAAUGCGGGUAAAACGAAAACUGUGAAUAAUUUAGCUGGUGAAAAAGACGAUAAGGUUUUACCUACCGUUGGUUUUAAGGCUGUAAAUUUGAUACAUAAGGAUACGCCUGUUACUAUAUACGAUCUGGGCGGCGGGCCGCAGUUCAGGGAAAUAUGGUGUCAGUACUACAGCGAAGUACAUGGUGUCAUAUUUGUGAUCGAUUCGAGCGAUUUUUCACGCUUGGACGAAUGUAAAACAGUGUUAGAAGAGGUAUUAUCGCACGAUAAAAUAUCUGGUAAACCUGUUUUGGUACUAGCGAACAAACAAGACAAGUCGGGUGCCUUAGACGAUAUCGAUGUUGUUGAAAAACUCAAUAUAGAACCAUUGGUGAAUAAGUACCGAUGUCCAACUUUAGUGGAGUCCUAUAGCGCCACACCCAUCGAUAGUAAGUCGAAGAAAAUUAAAAUUGACCCCGGCCUUAGAAAGGGUUACCAAUGGCUAUUAAACUAUAUAGUACGUCGUUACGGAGAUAUAAACUUGAGAGUGCAAACAGACAUACACGCCGAAUUGGAGCGUAGGAAGAGACUGCUCAACCGGGCAUCGAACCGGGCAUCACAGACAUUCACAGCUCUCAGCGACGACAUCGCAACCCAAACCGGUUUCGAGAACCCGAAUUUCGGGAUAGAAAACCCGAAAAUCGAGGAAAAGGAGCUCGGUAGUGGCUUAAUACAUGUUAAGCCAUUACGAAAACCAGCAAGCGUGGAUUCAACAAUUACGAUAGAAAGCGUCGAAUCCGAUAAUACUAGUGCUAAACCCCGACUCUCGCCGCUAUUCGGAGCAAGUAAUAGCUCAACAUCAGAAACUGUUAGGAUAGAACUCGAACCGAGGAGCGAAUUUAGGAAAUUAUCACCGAUAAUAAGAAAUAAGGACGCGUGUAAUAUAGACUUUAAGAACAGGCCGCAGUCGAGCCCCACUUACCAGAGAAAUAAUAUGCUAUCAGGCAAGAGUUCCCAAGAACGAGUUAUUGAAGACGGGAAUCGAACCUGGAACCACGCGCCUACACACGUGGACACUCAACUGGGAGGGUUGAGGGAGAUCGUUAUAACGGAGAGAGAUCCAGGCAGUAGGGCUGCAUCAUCAGAUAUAGCACCAUCAUGUCCUGCCACAUUACCAGCUCGACCUGCCUCUGCUUCAAGACUGGUUCGGAGACAAUUGGAGAUCAGUGGACAUCGGAGACGACUCAGUCUUAGAUACAUGCAACGAAACAAGACCAGCCCUGAACGAGCAUCAAUGAUGAUAUACGAACAGAAAAUAAAAAGGCACAUGAAUAAAGGUGACUUCGAGAAAACUGUCAUACACUGA